CCGCGAAACGACCGGGAAAUUAUGGCGCCUUCAUCUCAGAUCAAGCGGCGAAAAAUCGAUCAUCAUCCGUCGCGCCGUUUAUUUUUCCUUGCCGUGAGCCAUUAACGAUGAAGCUCCAAAGAUAUGAGGGUUUUACUAUUUUGAAGAUCUUUAUCUUCAGCUGCUAUAGAGAGACAUGGAGUUUCAGCAUCAACUAAAGGCUCAACUUUUCCUGUUGCUAGUGGGAGUGAAUUUCGGAUACUACAGGAUAAGAGUUCUGCCAUAGCAGAGGCCAAACAAGAUGGUUGCACUGGCACUGACACGAAGCUUUUUGAUGAAUCAAGAAUUUGCGUGAUUGAAAAGAGUUGAAACGACAAAGUGUGCGGCUUUUGCCUCCGCGCCUGACCUUCUCAUUGAAUUAGAAUUUGGGGUGUUUCCGUUCGUUGUCAGAUGGGCAAGGUUGCGGUGGGAGCGGCGGUGGUGUGUGCGGCUGCGGUUUGUGCUGCAGCGGCGCUAGUGGUGCGGCACCGAAUGAGAAACUCCGGGAAGUGGGCGCGAGCAAUGGCCAUUUUGAGAGAGUUCGAGGAAAAAUGUGGAACCCCAAUUGGAAAACUCAGGCAGGUGGCCGACGCCAUGACCGUCGAGAUGCACGCCGGCCUUGCAUCCGAAGGCGGUAGCAAGCUCAAGAUGCUGAUCAGCUACGUUGAUAAUCUCCCGACCGGAGAUGAAAAAGGGCUCUUCUAUGCAUUGGAUCUCGGCGGUACAAAUUUUCGAGUGUUGCGUGUGCAGUUGGGAGGGAAGGAGAACCGGGUUGUCAAGCAAGAAUUUGAGGAGGUUUCAAUACCUCCACACUUGAUGGUUGGGUCUUCAGAAGCUCUAUUUGAUUUUAUAGCUCAAGCACUUGCGAAGUUUGUUGCUGAAGAAGGUGAAGGCUUUCACCCAGCACCGGGUAGGCAAAGGGAAUUGGGUUUUACCUUCUCCUUCCCUGUUAGGCAAACAUCAAUAUCAUCAGGGACACUUAUUAAAUGGACGAAAGGCUUCAGCAUUGAAGACACGGUUGGGGAAGAUGUGGUCGGUGAAUUAACCAAAGCCAUGGAAAAACUGAAACUCGACAUGCGUGUAACAGCGUUGGUAAUUGACACGAUUGGAACAUUAGCAGGAGGUAGAUACCAUGAUAACGAUGUAAUUGCUGCUGUGAUAUUAGGCACCGGAACAAAUGCAGCUUAUGUAGAGCGUGCCCAUGCAAUUCCCAAGUGGCACGGUCUACUUCCUAAAUCAGGAGAAAUGGUAAUUAACAUGGAAUGGGGUAACUUCCGGUCCUCUCAUCUGUCACUUACAGAAUAUGAUCAUGCAUUGGAUGCUGAGAGUUUAAACCCUGGAGAACAGAUUUUCGAGAAGUUGAUUUCUGGUAUGUACUUGGGAGAAAUUGUACGUAAAGUAUUGGUCAAGAUGGCUGAAGAAGCGGCUAUCUUUGGCGAAACUGUUCCACCCAAACUGAAAAUUCCAUUUAUAUUGAGGACUCCUCACAUGUCUGCCAUGCAUCACGACACGUCGCCCGAUCUCAAAGUUGUUGCAAGCAAACUGAAGGAUGUCUUGGAGAUAUCUAAUACCUCCUUGAAAACAAGAAAAAUCAUAGUGGAGCUCUGUGACGUAGUUGCAACACGAGGCGCCCGUCUCUCUGCUGCUGGUAUCUUAGGCAUCCUGAAAAAACUGGGAAGAGACACCAUCCGGGUUGGGGAGAAGCAGAAGUCUGUUGUAGCACUGGAUGGAGGGUUGUAUGAGCACUACACAAAAUUCAGAACAACCAUGGAAAAUACACUGAAGGAGCUACUCGGAGAUGAGGUUGCUGCAAACGUCUUCGUCGAGCAUUCAAAUGAUGGUUCUGGUAUCGGAGCUGCACUACUUGCAGCCUCUCACUCUCAAUAUCUCGAGAUCGAUGAGCCCUAAGGAAAAAAAGGAUCAAAUUACAGAUAGUAUAUUAUGGAGUAGCAGAAGCUUUAGAUUUUUUGUUGAAUUUUCUGCUCUCCUUUGCAUGUUAUCACUUUCUGAUGCCUUAGACCCUAGCUCAGGAGUUCUCUCCCAAUCUUUUUCUUUUUUUAAUUUAUGGUUAUUGAGAGCAUAGAAAAAAUGGAGUCGAGUUUUCUGGUCGGAUGAACCUUAAAAGAGUAGUAGCCAAAAGAGAAAGGGAGGGUAAAAAAUUGAUGCUCUAAGGAUCAUUUUUCGUGGUUGCUAUGCAAAUAAACAAGGCACAAAGCAUAAGCAAUAUGGUCGUUUGUACUGCUAUUGAAUUUUGGAUGUUGUAAACUACACAUCCAAGUGCCUUUUCAUAUUAUCUUUCAUACAAAGGUUUAUCUUUAAUUUGAGAUACAGGAAAUAUUUCCAUCA
Messenger RNA from Cucumis melo (muskmelon), 2364 nucleotides. Its product is annotated as hexokinase-1. Lineage: Eukaryota; Viridiplantae; Streptophyta; Magnoliopsida; Cucurbitales; Cucurbitaceae. Bases 430 to 1926 code for a protein of 498 amino acids. The record is from RefSeq and is a predicted model, not a curated record. Gene Ontology annotation, cellular component: mitochondrion; cytosol. The transcript is spliced from 13 exons. Gene Ontology annotation, biological process: glycolytic process; intracellular glucose homeostasis; glucose 6-phosphate metabolic process. Gene Ontology annotation, molecular function: D-glucose binding; ATP binding; mannokinase activity.